Molecule: messenger RNA, 309 nt
Organism: Ilex paraguariensis (yerba mate)
Lineage: Eukaryota; Viridiplantae; Streptophyta; Magnoliopsida; Aquifoliales; Aquifoliaceae
Source: the annotation of a GenBank genome assembly
AUGGGCCAUAUUGAGAAGAACUGUAAUUCUUGUCAUAUGGAGAUUGAUUUGGGUACAAGAAAGGAAAGCCAAUAUGGUCCUUGGAUGGGGACAGAGGUUAGAAAAUCAAUGCUUUCUUCGCCAGAGGGAUCAAGGCGAGAAUUAAGGAAUAGAGUCAUCAUGGGUGAUUCCAAUGGGUGUGGCACUAACCUGGAGAACGUGUUAACUGAGCGUAUGGAAGUUUUUAGCAAUCAAGGGCACAAUCUAGGCCUACUAACUACAACACAUGGCGACAAAGGAGGAUCAGUAGGUGCAGAGGAAAAGACAUAA